Messenger RNA from Naumovozyma dairenensis CBS 421, 1488 nucleotides. It is a transcript of the gene AAN1, whose product is annotated as Aan1p. The transcript has a single exon. The record is from RefSeq and is a predicted model, not a curated record. NCBI's taxonomy places the organism in Eukaryota, Fungi, Ascomycota, Saccharomycetes, Saccharomycetales, Saccharomycetaceae. The coding region runs from base 1 to 1488 and encodes 495 amino acids.
AUGGCAAACUCAAAGGAAAAACUUCGAAUUAUCGAGGCGCAUGAGCGCUCACCUGUUGAGGGGAAAGGACCGGUGCAAGAUGGGAAGAAUACCAAAAGCAAUGCUAAGAGUAAGGACAAAAAAAAGUAUGAACAGAAUGAGAGAAGAUCAAGAAGGUGUAGGAAAAGACCCUUGUUUAAUUUCCAGAAAGAUAUGCAACUUAAAGGUACUUAUUACGAUGUUAUUACUUCUGUUAAAUAUAUUAACGAGAAGUAUGGCUUGAGAGAAAGUUAUUAUGUUGAAAAAUUCAUCAAGUGCAUUCAUAGGAAAAUUAAUCAUGACGUGAGUAGGAUUUCUGAUCAUUACGUCAACUCUUUAAGUCCAUGGGUUAAAGUCAAAUUUUUUUUCUUGCUGGUGACUUUAUGUGAGAGAGGUGGUCCGGAGUAUUGGUUUGACAAGAGUGAUGAAAGUAAAGAGCCUGCCAAAGAUCCAUCGUCGACGAAUGUUAGUACCCUGGAUUCAGGUAAUAGUACUGCUGUGGAAGAACCAGCGAUUUCCUCGAAAAACAGUGAUACUUCUAACGGAAUCGCCAAGGAAUCUUCUUCAACAAAUGAAGAUUUUAUUUCCAUUUUGAAAAAUUCCAUUUCUCCUGAAUUCACUUUAAGUGAAUUAAUCAUGAAACAAAACAUUAACCCUGAUUAUAAUGAGAGUACACAUGAUGAAAAUUAUCUUUAUUCAUCUACUUGGGCAAAUUUCAUGGAGGGAUUAAUUAAUCAUUACUUAGAAAAAGUCAUUAUCCCAUCCUCUGAAUUAAAAGUUUGCCAACAAUUAUACAAACCUAUGAUGAAAAUUAUUUCAUUGUACAAUGAAUAUAAUGAAUUGAUGGAAAAAAGUGAACGAAAUGGGUUCUUAUCAACUCCUAAGGAGACAAAUAGUGAAAGUACACCAACAACCACCAACGAUGGGGAAGAAUGUGAUACUGCCAGCAAGAAGGAUUCUCUUGAUGAAAAUGAAGAUGUCAUAACACAAGAAAGAUUGGAUAGAGCUCAAAAGUUAUUAUGGCAAGCUCGAGAAGAUAUUCCAAAGACGAUAAGUAAAGAAUUGACUAUGUUGUCUGAAAUGUAUCAAACUUUAUCAGCAGAUGAACAAGAUUAUGAAUUAGAUGAAUUCGUAUGUUGCGCUGAAGAAUAUAUUGAAACUGAAUAUGUACCAUGUCUGAUUAAUGUUUUGUUUGCGAAUUGUGGAACUGUAAAUUUUUGGAAAAUUAUGCUAGUCUUGGAACCAUUUUUUUAUUAUAUCGAAGAUUUAGGAGAAGAAGAUGAUGAUGAUGAAAUUGGUACGGAAGAACCAUUCGAUAUUACUGGCUCGACAGUUAUCACUCAUAAUGAUACAGAUGCUAAUCUUACGGGAGCUAAAAUUGAUAACAGUAAACGAGUCUUUAGCCCUGAUCCAAGAGUCAUGACGCUAGAGAAAAUCUGCAAAGUUGCUGCUAAACAAAAAUGGAUUUAA